AUGAACCCAUUCGCAGGGGCAGCGUUAACAACACUUUGUUUGGUUGUUGGAGCUGUUGCUGCUACUAUAUUUGCUUUUUCACAACGUCAAUACAACAACAAUCAUCAUGAAAAUCAUCACAAUCGUCAAAAUAAAUUUAAUCCAAGAAGAGCUCGUAACUUAACUUGCCCAUUUUGCGGACAGGCUGUAGUUGCUAAUGAUUAUCCAUUAGCUUGCGGUCAUUUGUGUCAUGUAACUUGUUUUAGAGCACGGCUUGCAAGUAGAAGAGACAAUUGUUCAUUUUGUUACGAUGAUCAAGAUGAUGAAGCAGUAUUAAAAGAAUCAUUUUCAAGAAUGGAUGAAGAAGUUAGAUACCGAACGAAUCAUCAAUCUUCGUCAAAUAUUAAUGAAAAUGAUGUGACUCCCGCUUCAGCUCCUGAAUCAACGUCGGGGACAGCAUCAACAACAACAAAAGAAGUCUGUUGUGCAUUUUGUAAAGUAUGGCUAGAGAUUCCUGCAGACCAAAAACAAUUAACUUGUGGUCACUAUGCCCAUAAUAAUUGCUUUGAGAAAUUAAAACAUUUAGUGAAGUGUCAAGAAUGUACUAAUGAUUCAUCAGACUCGGAAGACGAAAUAGAAUCUCCGUCACAUUUCGUUCCCAAAUACUAA
Cotesia congregata is the source of this 648-nucleotide messenger RNA. The record is from the annotation of a GenBank genome assembly. NCBI's taxonomy places the organism in Eukaryota, Metazoa, Arthropoda, Insecta, Hymenoptera, Braconidae.